CGGAGUCAGAUGGUAUAUAAGUCGUGUCGAGUCUUCCUUCGCCACUCCACACCCUUAAGCCUCCACCAUGAAGUUACUGGUUCUAGUUCUGUUGGCUGCCGCAGUGGUAGCAGAGCAGAAGAGGGAAGCUGAACCUCAUUACGGAUAUGCUGGAUAUUACGGCUACCCUUAUCGUGCUUAUGGGUAUGACUAUGGUGUCCCUGGAGGUCUUGUACGUGUACACCCUGUAGGUAAACGUGAAGCCAAUCCGGAAGCUGAACCACAUUACUACGGAGGCUACGGCUACCCACACGCCCACUCCUACGUCCAUACCCAUGGCAUCGGCAAGAGGGAGGCUGAGGCCGAACCAGAGCCUCACUACGGAGGUUAUGGCUAUGGCCUUUACCGACCCUAUGGUUUUGGCCUCUAUCGUCCAUUUGGCUACGGUCUCUACAGACCUUUUGGCUAUGGAUAUUAUGGCUGAAUCCUUUUCAUCAUAAAACCACAUUGAAGAGAAAAAAUAAAAACUUGCAAGACUA
Penaeus monodon (black tiger shrimp) is the source of this 518-nucleotide messenger RNA. Its product is annotated as keratin-associated protein 19-3-like. Bases 68 to 463 code for a protein of 131 amino acids. The transcript has 2 exons. The record is from RefSeq and is a predicted model, not a curated record. NCBI's taxonomy places the organism in Eukaryota, Metazoa, Arthropoda, Malacostraca, Decapoda, Penaeidae.